CGGUCCACCUUAAACGUGUGUGACAAACAUGGCGCCCCCUCCGUGCCCCGCCCUGGGCGAACACUGACUCGACGCUAUUAUCAGCAGCUCUGUGUGUGUGUGUGUGAGUGUGUGUGUGAGUGUGUAUCACGGAGGAAACUCCACUGUGAAAAGUCCACAGUACAUUAUCAACUCCCAAAGUCCAAUGGUCACUGUGCAGCAGCAGCAGAGCGACUCCUCCCGCACAAAGCACCCAGCCUGCAGGACGUGCUGACCGGGGCUGAGCUCAUCCGGAUCCGACCCAGAGAAAACAACAAAGUUGAGGCCGGUGUUAUCGCACUCAUGUCCGGGCAGCCUGGAUUCGUGAGCCCGUUCCACAGACCUCCGUGUCUGGCUGCUGCAGCUCCGGCGGGGAAAGCCAAAUUCACGCACCCGGGCAAGGCGAUCCUGGCAGGAGGGUUAGCAGGAGGCAUCGAGAUCUGCAUCACCUUCCCCACAGAGUACGUUAAAACACAGCUGCAGUUAGACGAGAAAGCGAAUCCUCCCAAAUACAAAGGCAUCGUUGACUGUGUGAAGCAGACGGUGAACAGUCAUGGGGUGAGGGGUCUUUACAGAGGUCUGAGCUCACUGGUGUACGGCUCUAUACCCAAAGCAGCUGUCAGAUUCGGGAUGUUCGAGUUCCUCAGUAAUAAGAUGCGCGAUGAAAACGGUAAACUGGACAGCAAACGAGGAUUCCUCUGUGGCCUCGGGGCUGGAGUCGCAGAGGCUGUGGUCGUAGUCUGUCCAAUGGAGACAGUAAAGGUCAAAUUCAUCCAUGAUCAGACAUCAGCAAACCCAAAGUACAGAGGAUUCUUCCACGGGGUGAGGGAGAUUAUUAGAUCUGAAGGACUGAGGGGGACUUAUCAAGGCCUAACAGCCACCGUGCUGAAACAAGGCUCCAACCAGGCAAUUCGCUUCUACGUCAUGACUUCACUGAGGAACUGGUACAAAGGUGAUGACCCUAACAAAGCCAUCAACCCUGUGAUAACUGGACUCUUUGGAGCUGUUGCUGGUGCUGUCAGUGUGUUUGGAAACACUCCCUUGGAUGUGAUUAAGACCCGAAUGCAGGGUCUUGAAGCUCACAAGUACAAAAGCACAUUGGAUUGUGCCGUCAAGAUCAUGAAGCAUGAGGGACCGAUGGCGUUCUACAAAGGUACUGUUCCCCGGCUCGGUCGGGUGUGUAUGGAUGUGGCCAUAGUCUUCAUUAUCUACGAGGAAGUUGUGAAGAUCCUGAAUAUUGUUUGGAAGACGGAUUAAAAAUGGACAUCGUGGUGCCACACAAGCAGGAGUGUUGGGACAAAGGCCAGUCACGUUAUUAACCCGGCCUGAGUCCCAAACUGAUUUCUUUAAACCCUGCUUCUAGGUUCUAAUAUCUACCUCUAAGUGAUUUUCAGUGAGACAGAAAGGGAUUGGUAUGUUCUUGAUUUUUAUUACAAGUGGAAGCAUUACCUGCAUAAAAAAAAAGCCUCCAGAUUUGUAGGGUGCUUACACUUGGUCUCUUUUCUUAAAUUUCUAGAAGGGGGACGUUCCUUAAGAGCUCAGGGACAGGAACGAGGCAUUUAUUUGGAUCUGACUGACUAAAGAAAUGAGAAGUGCUACAGUGCUUUUGAGUUAAUUUAUACGAAUGCUGUAUGUACUUUAAUCAAAGAGAAACCAAUCCCCGACCCAACAUAAUGUGAUUUAGACACUGUAGGAAAAGAAAUUAUACUUGAAACGAGAGAUUUUAUCAGAGAACAAACAUUUUAAAGCCCUUUUAUAUGCAACCAUUUAGUUUGUUUUUCUUUUUUUUAACUUCUCAAAACCUUUAUUCCCUUCAGUACAUGGUGAAAUAAUUUAUAUUGAGAUGUCAUGCUGCAGAGGCUACAGGUACUUAACAACUAAAUGCCUUAAAUCACAUUAAAAUGUCAAAUAAAUUAGGAUUGUAGGACCCAUACAGAUUUGCAUAUUUACACAACUUAUUUAGAAACGCACCUUUCCACACAACAGUAGCCCGAGGUGUGUGUGAAGAAGAGGUUUCGCCUUUUAAGUUGCAGAGAUGCUUUAAGUCAGUUAACUUUCUAGAUUAACGCUAUGAAAAGUGCCUAUGUGUUGUAUGAUUCAUUUUGAGAUCUUUUGAGAUUAAGAAUGAUUGACUGUUGUCUGUAAUUAGUCACUACAGAUGUUUCAGACACAUUGCAGUGUUUUUGCCAGAUGUUUAAUUCCCAGCAGUUUCUGUUACAUCUGGGAUGUUUCUAUCUUCUGAAUUCUGAUUAACUGUUUAGUGUUUUGAUGAUUUUUAUUUUUUAUGCUUCUAAAAUUGCCUUUAUUGCAUCAACAUGCAUGUUUUGAGAAAUGCCAUUUAUAGUGCCUUCCAUCUCAUUCCAUGGAGGACGAGCGGUUUAGCAUAGCUUUUACUUCAGAUGUUUAAUUUUUCGGUGUAACAUUAAUUGCCUUUAUGCCAUUAUAUUCCAACUGACGACCCAAUGUGCCAACUGCUGCUCCUCAUAUAUAUAGAAAAAAUGCCACGUUUAUAGUGCAGUUUGUAGCUUGUGAGUCUGGCAUGUUUACAUGCGAUGCAAUUAAUUUUGUUAUUACCUUUCUGAUCUUCAGCUUCAGUUCCGGAGCUUGCAUACAUCUAGACCUAUGUCAUGUGUCAUAGCUGUUCAAAUAUCUUUGUUUUCAUAUAAACACAUGAAAACAUUUCAAUGUAAAACCAAGUAUUGUGCCUUCGCGGACUAGUGUGUAGAAUUUAGUGGCUUCAAGCGUGAGUGACCUCACCUCUGCUCGGCAUCCUGUUUAUCCUGUUUCAAGCAUGAAAGGCGAAAGUUGUAAAUGCAAAAGGUCCUAUCUGGAGCCACUUGUGGUGUCUGUAGAUAUGAAACGACUCAUUCUACGGUAACAAAACAUAACGAUUAUUAUUUUCAGGUGAUUAUUACAGAAGCCCUAAGCGGUCAUAAAUACAUACAUUUUAAUUUCAUCUAUUUUCUCGUGGUAAUUGGUGGUUAAUUUUUCUUGCUUUUUGCGAGAUCUCAAGUUAUAUAUGUCUUUAUCUUGAAAUAACCAAUGUUACCCCAAGAUAAUGGGAUAAUUCUCUCGAGAGCUCAUGAUAAUGAAACUUUGUUUUCAUGUUCUUCCUAGAAACAUAAUUAAGACCUCGAGAAAACAAAAGUACAGUCUAGUAUGUUAAAUCAUUGCAGGAAACAUUCAGUAUAGCAAUGUCAGUAGCAAAUUAAUUGAGUUGUGCUCUCGGGAAAACAGUUUUGUUAUCUUGAGAUAAGUGACAAGAGAUUUAGAGAAAACAAAUGAAAUUAAGUCUUUAUCAUAAGACAAAAGAAGAAAUGAAAUAUAUAAAUGUAUGACUGCUUGGGGCUUCCGUAGGUUAGACACUAAUGAAAAUACAGUUUUGCCACUAAAUCUUACACACUUGGACCCUUCAGUCUAAUGAAUUCUAAUAUGUAUACUCACAAAUAAACAUUGGAUCAGACUGUUAA
Messenger RNA from Larimichthys crocea (large yellow croaker), 3488 nucleotides. It is a transcript of the gene slc25a1b, whose product is annotated as slc25a1 solute carrier family 25 member 1b. Gene Ontology annotation, cellular component: mitochondrion. Gene Ontology annotation, molecular function: citrate secondary active transmembrane transporter activity. The transcript is spliced from 9 exons. Gene Ontology annotation, biological process: mitochondrial citrate transmembrane transport. NCBI's taxonomy places the organism in Eukaryota, Metazoa, Chordata, Actinopteri, Sciaenidae. The record is from RefSeq and is a predicted model, not a curated record. Bases 322 to 1275 code for a protein of 317 amino acids.